AUCCGUUACCUUUAUAGAAAAAUUUCCUUUAUUUAUUCCUUCGUUCCUUCAUUCCAGCCGUAGCUUCCUUCCCGCAAUGCUUUGCGGUAGGGAGGACGUCAAUUGAAAGCUGUGUGGUAUGUUAGAUCCCGAGGAUACCGCGGAGCCCAAAAUUAGUUCUUCCUUCCCAAAAUUUUUUCUUCUCCCUCUAGCCAUGCUGAUCGUCGUAGGAGCCCUGCUGUUCUUGGCCUUUUCCGCCUCGGAACAGAAAGAGGACAAUUUUUACUCGUUUAAAGUGGUCAACAUCAGGGGUAAACUAGUCUCCCUGGACAAAUACAGAGGCUCGGUAUCAUUAGUUGUCAAUGUUGCAAGUGAAUGUGGAUAUACCGACAGUCACUACAAAGCCUUACAACAGUUGCAGAGAGAGAUUGGUUCUUAUCAUUUUAAUGUGCUAGCAUUUCCCUGCAAUCAGUUUGGACAGCAAGAACCCAACAGUAAUAAUGAAAUUGAGAGGUUUGUCCAACAAACAUAUAGCGUUACAUUUCCUAUGUUCAGCAAGAUAGCAGUGAAGGGCAUCGGAGCAAAUCCAGCCUUUAAAUUUUUAAUUGAAUCCACUGGAAAAGAGCCAACUUGGAACUUCUGGAAGUAUCUGGUAGAUCCAGAUGGGAAAGCAGUAAAUGCUUGGGACUCUACUGUCACUGUUGAGGAAAUAAAACCUUACAUCAUCGAACUUGUGAGGCAACUCAUUCUGAAGAAAAAAAUGGACCUUUGAUUAUUUUUUAAAAACAUACACAUUUUUGUAUUUGUUUUUGGAUCAUUGUUGUAGGUCUUCAUAUUGCUCACACAUAAAUACAUUUAGAUUAUCUGAGCUACCUUCCAUUCCAUAAAUAUUUGUUUCUUGCAUAGUACCUUUUCUAAGUAAUCAUACAGAAACUAAUACCCAAAAGGAAAGUGAAAGGCCAGGUUUUAUUUAUUUUUCUUACAAGUCACUUAUUGAUUUUAGUGAGAUGAAAUGCUAUCUAUGUAGGAUUUCUAGGCAGCAAAAUUCAGUUCAGACAGAAUUCCCUACAGUUACUCCUCGACUUAUGACUGCUAUGGAACCCAAAAUUUCAGUUGCUAAACAAGACAGUUAAGUGAGUUGUGCU
Pseudonaja textilis is the source of this 1124-nucleotide messenger RNA. It is a transcript of the gene GPX7, whose product is annotated as glutathione peroxidase 7. The record is from RefSeq and is a predicted model, not a curated record. NCBI's taxonomy places the organism in Eukaryota, Metazoa, Chordata, Lepidosauria, Squamata, Elapidae. Gene Ontology annotation, biological process: response to oxidative stress. Gene Ontology annotation, molecular function: glutathione peroxidase activity.